CAUGAUUAUAAGUGAUGUUGAGCAGUCCCAUAAAUGGCUCUUGAUAUAGUAAAUUCUUUCAGCCCCAAAAAAGUAUGGUUCGUUUAAAACUGUAGUAGAAAACCAGUGAUUGAUAUCAUAUUAACAAGUGUUGUAAGUGGUUCGAUCUUGACUGCUAUCCAUUCACACCGUAGUAGACUGUGCAACUCUAACUCUUGAAUGUGUACUCUUCACAGGACUUGAAUUAGUUGGAUUGUCAUGCAAUUUUCUUCUACAGUAUGGGGUAACUCUAAAAGGCUUUUUCAAUCAAGUGCCUGUUAUUGCAUGUUCAAGGGUGGUCUAGCUGAUUUCAAUGGGGCACUUUCGUUCUCCCAACUGGCACUUAGCCAGUUGGACUGCAGCUCUUUUCAUUCCAUUGAUGAUUGUGAUCAACAAUCUUCUACUACCACAAGAGUUAGCAAUAGCUGCGACAGCAACUAUGCCAGUAAUUUCACCCCUGAUGUUGAUGACUUCAGGAUUGUCGAAAUCCUUAAUAGUCUGAAAAAGGAACCCGAUCUUACUUUUUCCUUCUUUUCCCAAUUGAAGGAAGCUGGUUUCCGACAUAAUGUCUCUACAUAUUCUGCCCUCAUCACUAAUUUAUGCCAUUGUGGCUCUCAGAGGAAGUUGGAUGCGCUCUUCUUGGACCUCGUCGUCACCUAUAAAGAACACCAAUGCACUUACCCUCCAUUGCAAAUCUCUGAGUUGUUACAGACUCUCACUGAAGAAGUUGAGUUUGAUCAGUCAUUGGUUCGAGCUUAUGAUGCCUUGACCAAGGCUUAUGCUAGUGUAAGUAUGUUUGAUGAUGCCAUUGAUCUUGUGUUUUACAUGAAAAGGUGUGGAUUUGUCCCGCAUAUCUCUGCUUGUAAUCAUCUUAUCCGUUGCUUGAUUGAGCAUGACAAAAUGGAUAUGGCUAUGGCUGUAUUUAAGGAGUUUAAAAGGAUUGGGGUGGGCCCUAAUGGUUACACUUAUGCAAUUGUUAUAAAGAUGCUUUGCAAGAAGGGAAGCCUGGAAGAAACACUCAACGUGUUCUUAGAAAUGGAAGAAGCUGGUGUAGCCCACUCAACUAUUGCAUACCGAGCAUAUAUUGAAGGUCUUUGUACCAACCAAAUGUCAGCCUUAGGUUAUCAAGUGCUCCAAGCAUGCCGAGGAGCAAGCAAGCCUGUUGAUAAACAUGCUUAUGCAGUUGUUAUACAUGGGUUGUGCAAUGAGAUGAAGAUUGAUGAAGCCGAAAAAGCUUUUCUGGACAUGGAAAAACAAGGGUUGGUUCCUAAUUCACAUGUUUACAGUGCAUUGAUUCAUGGCUAUUGCAAGAGCGGUCAUCUGCAGAAAGGUCUGGCUCUCUGUAAUAAAAUGAUCUCAAAUGGUGUAAAAGCAAAUAAUCUGAUCAUCAGUUCAAUUCUUCAAGGCUUGUGUAAGAUGGGCAUGCAUUCUGAAGUGGUAAAUCAGUUUAUAGAUCACAAGGAUUCAGGUAUCUAUCUUGAUGAAGUUUGUUACAACAUUGUGAUGGAAGCUUUAUGCAAACUAGGGAAAGUGGAACAAGCCGUAGACUUGCUUGAGGAGAUGAAGGCUAAGCAGAUGGUUAUAGAUACCCUUCAUUACACCACUUUGAUUAAUGGAUAUUGUUUACGAGAUAAAAUUGAUGAUGCUUUGAAUCUGGCGGAUGAAAUGAAGGAGAAAAGUGGAUUGACUCCUGAUGUUGCAUUCUACACAACGAUGAUAAGUUACUACUGCAGGAUGAAUUGCUUAACAAAAGCCCAUGAUCUCUUCCAUUAUAUGAAAAGGGAAGGCAUUGAACCUGAUGUGACUUGUUGCAAUGUUUUGAUAAGCAUGCAUUGUAAGGCAGAACAUCUCCAUGAAGCUUUUGCAGUUUUCGAUGAGAUGAUCGCGAAAGGACUAGAACCCGAUAUAGUUACCUAUACAACUCUUCUUUCAGGUUACUGUAAUAGGGGUGACAUGGAUAAGGCUCGAUGGCUUUUUGAUACCUUGAUUAAGAAAGGGGUAACUCCUGAUGUCACUUUCUAUACAAUGAUGAUAAACAGCUACUGCAAGGUGAAUUGCAUCAGGGAAGCUUAUGAUCUCUUACUUGAUAUGAAAAGGAAGGGCAUAGAACCUGAUGUGAUAUGUUACACGGUUUUGAUAGACAGAAAUUGUAAGAUGGAUAAUCUUAAGGAGGCUAUUGCACUUUUUCAUGAAAUGAUAGAAAGUGGUCUAGAGCCUGAUUUAGUAACUUAUAGAACUCUUCUGUCAGGAUUUUAUAACAAGGGUGAUGUUGAGAGUGCUUCCAUUCUCAUUCAUGAAAUGUCUUCCAAAGGGAUAUUGACUGAUAGCCAAGUAGCCUCGCCUCGACACCUUGAUAAUCUGAGAGUGAAGAGGCAGCCACUCCAUAGAUGAUAUGUAUUGUACAGUUUUGAUGAGUAAUUGAAGGGAUAGCAAUGUGACAAAGUUACCUGUUUUCAUAGGGUUAUUGUGGAUAUGAGAUGUGUAAUUAUCAAAAAGUGAGGCAAAGUUUUGUCAUCUUCA
This is a messenger RNA of Humulus lupulus (European hop), 2538 nucleotides long. RefSeq names its product pentatricopeptide repeat-containing protein At2g26790, mitochondrial-like. The transcript has a single exon. Bases 238 to 2409 code for a protein of 723 amino acids. Gene Ontology annotation, molecular function: protein binding. The record is from RefSeq and is a predicted model, not a curated record. NCBI's taxonomy places the organism in Eukaryota, Viridiplantae, Streptophyta, Magnoliopsida, Rosales, Cannabaceae.